Rotaria sp. Silwood2 is the source of this 783-nucleotide messenger RNA. The record is from the annotation of a GenBank genome assembly. NCBI's taxonomy places the organism in Eukaryota, Metazoa, Rotifera, Eurotatoria, Philodinida, Philodinidae.
AUGGAUGUGUCAACUGUAGCUACUAUUAUUGGUUUAUUCUUACCAUGGAAAGAGGUGAUCGAACGUUUACAAGCGACUAAUACACAAUCUCUCCAUCUGGUAGUUACAUCUUACUGGUAUCUUCUCGAAAGUCUGGUAGUGACGAACGAUGAAGUAGUUGAUAAAGCAGCCCAAGGUGUUGUCUUUUUUAAAAGACAUGCACGACAAUUAUUAAAAGCAAUGUUCUCUUUGCACGAUCUACAUUGGAUCGUUGCAAUACGCAAUCCACAUACAAGAAUGCUUAAACAUGCUACUGAUGUUGAACGUGCACAUGCAUAUUGUCUAGUGCGAGCUAAAGUAGCUAAACUUAUGGAAAUAGCACAGAUUGAUAAUAAUGAAGAAGUAUUAUCUCCAGCAACUAUUAGUUCAACACUAUCACCUCGCAAAAAGUUGAAGUCCUACACAACACAAUUUCAUGAUGACACAGAUUUAGGUGAAAGAAGUAGCAAUAUGACAAUUGCAAAACGUGCUCGUCGUGAAUUAGAAAUCUAUUUACAACUGAAAUUAACUAAUUGUAAAUGUUUAAAUGAUGAUAUUGACAAUCCAUUGUUGUUCUGGAAAGAACAAGAACAUGUACUACCCAAUAUGCCACGAUUAGCAAAACAAAUUUUUUCCAUUCCUACCUCUUCAGCUGCGGUAGAACGCGAAUUCAGUUCAGCCGGUAUUGUUGUAUUACAGAGAAGAAUCAAUAUCAAUCCAUCUACAGUUAAUGAUAUUAUACUUAUUCGAUCGGCUGCAGCUUAG